Messenger RNA from Gopherus flavomarginatus (Mexican gopher tortoise), 1499 nucleotides. RefSeq names its product ubiquitin conjugating enzyme E2 R2 (gene UBE2R2). The transcript is spliced from 5 exons. Gene Ontology annotation, biological process: ubiquitin-dependent protein catabolic process; protein polyubiquitination. Gene Ontology annotation, molecular function: ubiquitin conjugating enzyme activity. NCBI's taxonomy places the organism in Eukaryota, Metazoa, Chordata, Testudines, Testudinidae. The record is from RefSeq and is a predicted model, not a curated record. Bases 42 to 758 code for a protein of 238 amino acids.
GGCGGCGGCGGGGGCGCCCCGGGCCCGCUCGGCGCCGCGCCAUGGCCCAGCAGCAGGUGAGCAGCUCGCAGAAGGCGCUGAUGCUGGAGCUGAAGUCGCUGCAGGAGGAGCCGGUGGAGGGCUUCCGCAUCACCCUGGUGGACGAGUCCGACCUCUACAACUGGGAGGUGGCGAUCUUCGGGCCCCCCAACACCCUCUACGAGGGCGGCUACUUCAAGGCUCACAUUAAAUUUCCUAUCGACUAUCCAUAUUCACCGCCUACCUUCAGAUUCCUGACCAAAAUGUGGCACCCCAACAUUUAUGAGAAUGGAGACGUAUGUAUUUCAAUUCUUCACCCACCUGUAGAUGACCCACAAAGUGGAGAACUGCCAUCCGAAAGGUGGAACCCCACCCAGAAUGUCAGGACUAUUCUACUGAGUGUAAUCUCCUUGCUUAAUGAGCCCAACACCUUCUCUCCAGCCAACGUGGAUGCAUCAGUCAUGUUCAGGAAAUGGAGGGACAGUAAAGGAAAAGACAAAGAGUAUGCUGAAAUCAUUAGGAAACAGGUUUUGGCUACCAAGGCUGAGGCAGAAAAGGAUGGCGUGAAGGUCCCCACUACACUGGCAGAGUACUGCAUCAAAACUAAAGUGCCUUCCAAUGACAACAGUUCAGAUUUGCUUUAUGACGACUUGUAUGAUGACGACAUUGAUGAUGAAGACGAGGAGGAGGAAGAUGCUGAGUGUUACGAUGAUGAUGAUUCUGGCAACGAAGAGUCGUGACCUGCUCCCUACAUGCCCCUGUACUGCCCUGCCAACUCAGGCCAAAAGGGAGCAGUGGUAACCUAGCAACAGUCCAGCAAAAAAUACACGGGGGAAAUCAACAACAAACUCUUGUCUCCUGCUGUACGGAUCUCUGUUUGCUCUUUUUUUAUGGACCUCUUAGAGAGAGAGAGAGAGACCCUCCACAGAAUGUCUGAAUUCUUGCAUUCUUAACCCUUUCAUCACUGCAUUAUGAUUUCUUUUUUAAGAAAGGAAAAACUCCCCCUCUUGCUUCUCUAUGAAACGUUCACAGUGAAACAGGUUUGGUCUGUGUUUAAAUACUUUAAUUAAACACAGUCUUGCAUCGAGAUGUUUAAUGUAUUUAAAGCUGGAACAAACCCAUUGAAGUUGGGUCCUUGGAGUUCACAAGUGCUGCAUUUACUGGGAAGAAAAAACAGAACCACACAAAAAAGCAAAUUGCCAAGGUUUAGCUGCUCCAUUUACAAUAAUAGUGUGUGCACAUUUGUGUAGCUUGGUGGUGGGUUUUUUCCUUUUUUCAAGGCUUGGGGCGGAGAGUGUAAGCUACUGUGUGGUGAGCUUGAUGGAAUGUGUUACUGAAAGGUACAGUAUUCCGUUUCAGCCUGCUCUAGUUAGGAAGUAGACAGCCCCUGGAGCCUUGGGCCCAGAGGGCAGAAUCAGCUGCCUUUUUACCAAGUGUAUGAUAUGACCCCUAAAAUAAACACUUAACACUUCACAUCUGUA